Penicillium verrucosum is the source of this 255-nucleotide messenger RNA. RefSeq lists its product as uncharacterized. The record is from RefSeq and is a predicted model, not a curated record. Lineage: Eukaryota; Fungi; Ascomycota; Eurotiomycetes; Eurotiales; Aspergillaceae. The transcript is spliced from 2 exons. Bases 1 to 255 code for a protein of 84 amino acids.
AUGGGGAUUUACUGGUCCGUCGGGGUGCUGGUUAAGAACACAGAGGAGACUCUUCUCGUCUGCCUUGAGAAAACGACAUUGCUCAGGCCGAAUGAAGGCAUCACUAUCAAUGUUCAAGUUCGAAAGCGGGAUGCUACUCACCGAAUUGGGGGUAAAUGGGUGGUGGACGAGGGCAGAUAUGCAUUCGGUCUUGGGAACGGGGUCAAGAAUGCGAUAGAGACAAGUUUAGAGCUCAAUGUCGAAGACUACACUUGA